Messenger RNA from Monosiga brevicollis MX1, 723 nucleotides. RefSeq lists its product as uncharacterized. Bases 1 to 723 code for a protein of 240 amino acids. Gene Ontology annotation, molecular function: molecular adaptor activity; protein binding. The transcript is spliced from 8 exons. NCBI's taxonomy places the organism in Eukaryota, Choanoflagellata, Craspedida, Salpingoecidae. Gene Ontology annotation, biological process: apoptotic process; regulation of cell population proliferation; hippo signaling. The record is from RefSeq and is a predicted model, not a curated record.
AUGCGAUCGAAUCACACAGCCAGUGAUCUCUCGGUGUGCUUCACAUCACCGGACUUCUCGCAAGCAGGAAGCUGCCAUCAGCACAAUGCUUGCAGGGCGCAACAAAAGAAUUCAUUCGACGUGAGCUCCAUUCCUCUGCCGACCGGUUGGCAGGUCGGCAAGGCGCCCAAUGGCAAGCCUUUCUUCCUCAACCACAAUGACUUUUCUACUCAUUGGUGCCAUCCACUGUUACUGCAUCACGACCUGCCACCUGGCUGGGAGAACAUCGAAGAUGGAGAUGGCAACAUUGUCUACUACAACCACAAAGAUCGCGUGACUACACGCUUUGCUCCUGAUGUGCGCACGACUGACGGUGCCACCCACCAAUCGGCACUGCAUUGCCCAUUCUUUGCCCUCUAUACUUGCAGCCACAUUCUGCGCUUGGCCGGUGAGGGUGACGCAGACACCUCGACGGUGAUUGAGCUUGAUGAGAAGCGCUUUCCCUGGAUCAAGGCUCUCCUGCACGACCCGGCUGAGAUUGGCCCUACCAUUGCCUGGGACUCGCUCUCUGCCGAGGACAUUGAUGAUGUUCUCUUUCAGCUGUCGCAGGCACACCUGCUCCGUCUGCGUGAGCUUCAGGAACAGGACAAGGGUUUCAAUGCCAUGGAACGAGCACGUAAGCGUCUGAAGCAAGCCCGUGAAUAUGUGUGCUGGCAGGGCGCCCGCCGUAAAACCCUGAUCUAA